Pocillopora meandrina is the source of this 16493-nucleotide messenger RNA. The record is from the annotation of a GenBank genome assembly. Lineage: Eukaryota; Metazoa; Cnidaria; Anthozoa; Scleractinia; Pocilloporidae.
AUGUGUGGAGACGUUCAAGCUAACCCUGGUCCUUGUCGUAACAGCACUGGACGACCUUACUCUGAUAACCACCAGACCUCGGAGAAUAUUCUUGGUUGUAUAUUACUUAAUGCAAGGUCAAUCUGCAAUAAGCUGAAUGAGUUCCAUGACUUAGGUAAAAUGAGAAAUGUGGACAUAGUAGCAGUUACCGAAACCUGGUUUCGUCAGAGAAUAUUGGACGCAGAAAUUCUCGACUCAAAUUAUAUUACUUUUCGUCGGGAUAGACCAACUAGAUCUGCGAAUGACAACUCAACAAUACUUGAUUUACUUAUCACUUCUGUUCCUGAAUUUGUCAGAAACAUUACAAUUCUCUCAGGGGAAUUUUCCUCGGAGCAUACGCUAAUUACUUUUGAAAUCAUUAUUCUACUGAAGUGCAUCAAGCCAUUGAAACGUUAUGUUUACAACUAUAAGGAUGCUGAUUUUAACGGAUUAGGAGAACUCUUAAAUUAUAUUCCUUGAGAUGUAGUUUACGAAGAAAAUGACACGUAUUUUUCAACUUUCAAGUGAGCGGAUCUCUUUUUGCAGCUGUUAACGAUUGUGUCCCCAAGAUUGAGAUAAUAGUGCUCCAUGGAUUGAUGCUGAAGUUCUUAAAGCUGUUAGAAAGAAAGAGAGACUUAGAAAGCGGGCCAAAAAGUGAUCCUCCGAAUAUUACUGAGCAAUAUUUCGAUUGCAUCGUGCGGAACUCAAAUCACUUAUUAAAUGGAAUCAUAAGUAAUAUUUCAAAGGUCUGUCACCAACUCUGACAGAAAACCCUGAGCGAUUCUGGGCUUAUUAUCAAGCUAAAUACAAGAAUAAAAGAAUUCCAACAUAUUUGGAAUACAACGGAGUGAAAGUCUCUGAUGCUGAAGAAAAGGCAGAACUAUUCAAUAACUACUUUAAUUCAGUACAAGAGAGAGAUGAUUGUGUUUCCCUUCACGAGGACCAUUUUUCAGUGACUUCAAAGUAGGUAGGACAGUUAAACAGCACAAAUUGCACAAUUUAUUAGAUUAGGUAAAGUGUCCCUUUUGUUAUAAACAAAUCAAGGAACGAUUAGUCAUAGUAGAAAAAUGUUGGUAGAAGUGGUGCUUGGAGAAUAAAGACUAUGUGACUGUGUGCACUAAUUGUGGGAAAGUCGAUGACUUUGAACCAAUCAAAGAGUUUUGUAGCUUCCACGAUGACAAUUGUAAAAUAAUAGUUCGGUCAACAUAUUUCAGGAAAUACUAUCUUAGUAAGUUAAAAUUUAAACUAACCAAAAAGUAUAACAUAUCCACAAAGAAUAAAAAUAGGAUCAUACCAGACUUAGAAAAGAUAAGCAAUGUAUUACCACUAAUCAAUGGUAAUAGAAGGCGGAUGAUUAAUAUCAAUUUCAUCAUGACAUUAAAUAAUAUGCAAAUCAGUAUCGAUUACAUAAAAAUAACCAAAUAAAAAAAAAAACCAUUUAAUAUUAUGACAACCACUGGAACAAUAUAUUGGGACUAAUUAAUGACAUCAACAACAUAAUGCUCGAUAAAUCAUUUAUUACAAGUAAAUUAUUUCUUUUACUGUUGCUCAAAGGCAUCAAUCAAUGAACACAUGUCUAUGGUAAUAUUAUCUACAGCUUUUAGUAGGUCCAAAUAACGUUCUUUAUCAAAUGACACUCUUCUUAAAAAAGGACCUUAACUGAGUGAGUGUCUUUACUAAGAUGGUAAAUGCAAAUCGACAUAAUUCGAUCUUCUUCUUAAAAUCUUUAUUUCUCAGUAUGUUUUUAAUAUCAAACUAGUACCAGGUAUAAUGCUAAGUACGAUGGGAUUCGUUGUUUCCCUUCCAGACAGCUGGAUUCCAGGAAGUGAUAGGUAUUAUGUGAAAAAGCCAGCGCAAAAUUACCACGUAAUAAUAACAACACAGAAUCACUGAUAUCUGAUGGAUAUGCUUUGAAAGUCUCAAGUGCUAUACUACUAUCUUAAAUAGCUAAACCACUUAAACUAGAUUGUGCAGUUUGUGCAAUUGAACAUUUAAGCUAGUUAUUUAUUUUGUGCAGCUGAACUUUUAGUUCAGUUGAACCAUUUUUACUACCUCAAUCAAUUAAGAAAGAUUUUGCAAUCCGUGCAGUUUAACUGUCUUCUGCGGUUUGACUAUUUUACAAGUCGAAUCAAUUAAAAUAAAUUGACUAUUUUAAAUGCUUCAAGAAACUUAACUAAGUUGUGCAGUUUCUGCCGUUUAGUCACUGAAGUUACUUUGACCAUUUAAAGUACUCCAACCAGUUGAGAUAUACUGUCCAAUUUUUCUCAGUCGACCUCCGACUGUUAAAAAGUUGAACCAUUCCACCUAGACUGUCAAAAUUGUGCACUUGAACUAAUAAAGUUAGUUAUACAUUUUAAUCAGGUCAACCAUUGAAGCUUGUCUGACUAUGUGAGGUAAUCGGUUCGGACACAAACUGGCAUAAGUUGUUGAAGUUGGCUGCCUGUCCCUUGUUACUCCUAAUCCUGCCAACUCCUUCCGUCCAUUUACUGCCAAGGUAUCUCGGCAGCUUUUUCCACCACUGACGCAGAGCAUUGGCUGUGCUCAAGUCAUUCAUGGAAUGCAUGCCUGUUAUGGCGUUCCUUGCUUGGUCAAGGGCAAUAGAAAAUUCUUGCAGCCCUGUUCCGUCAUUAGGUUUCACAGCGGGCCCUGUUCGGUCAUUAGGUUUCACAGCGGGCCCUGUUCGGUCAUUAGGUUUCACAGCGGGCCAGCUCGAUGGUUUCGUGAUGUAUACACUUGCAACCUUGUAUGUGUUUCUGCAAACGUUUUCUAGCCACUUUCUAUGAAUCUUUACUCUUCAUUUGUAUACAACCCUGAAGCAGUUCCUUUACCUUUCCACUAGUGUAUUGAUCCAAAAAACACAAGCACUCACCAGGAUUAUCUACCUAAGAUUCUAUGAGAACUUCGAAGGCUGCUAUGAAUGAUGGGUAUGACAUCACAUCUCCAGAGAACAUGGGCGGCUUGUGAAUAGGUGACAGACUUCCGGCCUAUUCUGUUAAAAAUAAUUUUUGACAGUUCUGCCUGUUUCCUUUGAAUGUCAAAAUAGUCUUGAUCUGGUUUUGUACUUUCUACAGCGCUUGAAUCCUUUCUGUAAACGUACAUAGAUCCUAUCUUAUCGUCAUGAUAUAGCUUCGUAUCGGGGGGAGUCCCAUUGUCUUCUUCAAUUUCAAUUAAUGCGAAGGUUUCUUGGAUCAAACGGUUGGGCAGUUGGGUAGCAGCACUGACUGAGAUGGGCGUGGUUACAGAAGUGGUCGUUGAAAUGAUGCUGACAAUAGCUGAUCUUUGGAAUUUCACAGAAGGCACCUUUACUGUAGACUCACCAUUAGGUUGUGCCUCAGAUAAGAUGGGAAUGAAAGUCACUUUAGCUGGUACAUUUUUCAAAUAAUCAUUCAUGCCAUCAAUGACUUGUUGUUCAUCAAACUGCUCAUAAGUUUUCUCUUCAGCCCUAGCCUCUGCAACUUGCAUCCGAAGUUCAAGCUCCUCAGAGACCAUUCUUAGCGCUCGCCUCCCCUAGAAGAAUAUUGCCUUAGCCUCUAAUGCUGCAGCCUUAGCCUUUGCUUCAAUUAACUUUAACUUAGUGGAUGAUGUUGAGAAAGUAGAGGGCCUUGAGUGACCGGAUGAUUAGAUUUCACCUUGAAUGAAUCAUGUAAAUCACCACGCAACUUCUUUGCCUCACCCAGAAACUCAAUAACACUUUGCUUUAAUUGAAACACAAGCCUUAUUACGACUCUUAUACCAUUGCUGAGCUCAUUUGAUCUCACCAUCAUCAUUCGGGCAACUGAGAUACAUAUCAUGUGUGUCUUGCAUUUUAACAAGAAACUUAUCAAAUUGCUCAACCUCAGUAGGCACUUGUUUUCCGCUCUCAAAAUCUGCUAACAAGGGCGAGAUUAUGUUUAUCUGCUAGUUAAGUUAGCGAGUACAGUUUUCCGAAUUUCCUUUAACUUUUGAAUCUCAAAUUGCUUACCCUUUUCCGUUUUUUCGCGCAUCCACGUGAGUUUCUUAAGCAACUACAGCACCGGUCAGUGGAGAUAUUGCACCUGGUGACCAACGGCGAGAUUAUUUGUUUUCCAGAUCCAUUUCACACCAGAUGGCAUCCUUUUCUGCAUCGAAAGGAUUUUCCUUUGGAAAUCUCCCUCCCUGCCUCCUUUGUGUCCUUCCAUGUAUGAUUCACUCUAUGUCAAACUGUAUCAGCCGUAAAAUCCAUUCUUUAUUCCUCUAGAUCAGCGAAACGCUCGUUACCAUAACCAUUAAUCGACGAGUUUACACAAUUUUCAAUCCUUUAGCUUCCUUGUAUGUUCCUUGACAAACGACAGCCCAGUAUCUGGUUCCUUAGCCAUAUACAAGGGGAGUAUGAACGAAGCGAAAGAAAAGGCUCAGUGCCGAGGUUUGGCCUGAACUGGAAUGAACCUCGGUAAAAUCACGUGACCUAAGAUGUUCGGACGGACUGCUUCGAUUACAAAGGAUAACCAAUGUCAGAAACUGGUAUUUACAAUAUCUGCUACAACCUUGAAUACCAUUACCAGUUAAUGGUUUUAAUAACAAGGGCAUACCAAUACUUGCAUGCAAUGUACAAAGGAACCCACCACUUUGUUUCUUUGUCGGUUUGAUGCCUCUGCAGUGCUCAACUGAGCUAACAGUUUAUAACAGCGAAGAUCGCUUUCACAUUCACAUCUUUAUCCGUAGCUCAAAUAUAUGACUUUCAUACAUUCACAGCCGUUUAUUCACCACUUCACGGGUUUAUUUGGAACCAACACAGUGAUCAGCUCCCAGUUGACUUGUUAGCUCAGUUGUUAAAGCACUGCACUGGCAUCGAAGAGGUCAUGGGUUCAAAGCCCGUACAGGCCUGAAUAUUUUCAGGCCUUCUUUUCACUACGGCUUAAGUAGUGUUCAUAACUGCGAAGAUCGCUUUCAUAUUCACCUCAGUUUGACUGUUAAACCAGCUUAACCAUUUCAGCUAGAUUGUCCAGGUUGUGAAUUUGAAUUGAUUAGGCUGGUUAUCCAUUGUUUUUCAAUUGAAGCAAAUAAGCUACUUUGACCAUGUGAACUACUUCGACCAGUUAAGCCAGACUAUGCAGUUUGUGCAGUUGAUCCUAUUGAGCUAAUUAUGCAUUUUGUCCGGUUAAAGCCUUUAAGUAAGUUAAGCAACAUGAACCAAUUAAGAUGGAUUGUUCAAUUUGUCCAGUUUGACCAUGUGAACUACCUGUGUAUAUAACCACUGGACAAACUUUUCAAUCAAGCUUAAUUGGUUGACCAGGUUAAAUAAUCAAACUAGCAAAAACAGUCAGACUGCAGAAAUUUCAAGAUCUACAUUGAAUGGUUGAAGUAGUUAAUACGAUCAAACUACCUGAAAAGAUUUAACUGGACAAAAUGUAUAACGAGCUUAAAUGGUUACGCUGCACAACCUACCUUAAUUAGUUCAACUGGUUAAAAUGGUCAAACUAUAGUUAUAUAGUUCAACUGAAAAAAUUGCAAAAAGCGGAAAGAGUUAAACUGUAAAAAAUGCAAAAAUUAAGUGAGUUGGCUCAAUUGGCUGUUUCGAGCUUUAUGUAAUGGGAAAAACAACGGUUUGGCUUUUUUGUUGCUAAAUUAUCCUGUUUUUAACCUUAUCGCACCAAAAGGUUUCAUACCACUGAAAAAAGUUUUUCGCAUGUCGGCAGCUGAUCACCCUAAUUUUAGCUCUAUUUUACUGAAAAAAAAUUGGUGUUUGCUUUCGGUGCAAUUAAGCUAAAAAAUAACGACAUUCAGCGGCAAACAACCGAAACAACGUUUUGAGGGAGAUAAAGCUGAAAUCUAUGUGAUUAGCUUCAUGAAGGCAGAAAACCUCUUUUCAGAGCAAUAAGCCUAAUUUAACUGCAAACAAACGAAAACAUGUUUUGGGUGCGAAAAAGCUGAGAAAAGUGUAAUUUGGCCAAAGAAAUGGCCAAAACGUUACAUUAAGCGAGAUAAAGCUUAAAUCAGCGUGAUUAGCUGCAAAAAAGCAAAAGGCAUUCUUUUGAGUGCAAUUCAGUGGCAAGCAAGCCAAUUUAGCUAAUUUUUCCCAUUUUUUUUUGGGUUUCACUGUUUCGCUUGUUUGAUGGCUUAAACCAUUUGACCCAAUUAGCUUUUUGGUGGAUUUGUCCACAGGAGUCAAUUGAGCCAACUCAGCUACUUUCUGCAUUUUGUGCCGUUUGGCUGUUUCCGCUGUAUGCAAUUUUUUUUUAGCUUAACUGUCUCCUUGCUAGUUUGAUUACUUAAUCACUUGAGCUGUUUAAGCUGGUUAUGCUUUUUGUCAAAUGAAACUCUAACCCUAAGCUAAGUUUAACCAUCCUAGGUACUUGGAAGUUGAACCACUGAUGGUAGAUUGUGCAGUUGAACCGAUAAGAUAAUUAUGCUUUUUGUCUAGUUGAGCCAUAUCAGCCACUUUGAGCACUAAUUUUGGCUUUUUCUUAUAUUACUUCCUGAAAUCCAAGUGUCUUUCUUAGUUUGACUCUUUAACCAACCGACCCAUUUUAGCUACUCUGACUAUUUAACGAGUUUAACUAAUUAAGCUUGAUUGCGCAGUUGGUGCAGUUGAUGCUAUUAAGCUAGUUAUGCAUUUUGUCCGGUUGAACCAAUUAACCUACUUUAAGCAUUUGAACUACAUCGACCAUUUGAGAUAGUACAGUUAGUGCACUUUACUGUUUUCGCUAGUUUGAUCAUUUACAGGAUUUUUAAACCCUGUCACCUUUUAAAAAAGAUGACAAACGAGAUUUUGGGUCUGAUGGAAAGACUACAAGGCUACUGAUUUCAAUAUGGCUGAUGAUUAAAUAAUCUAUUUAGCCAAACCAAUUGAUGCUAAAGAUGCUCAAAAUAAAUUUUAUCUUAACACACAAACAAACAAUUUAUUGAAAACUGAUUUGAAAAAACCGAUGUCCACCGAUUGUAAUACGUCCAAUUAAAUAAAAAGUUAAUUUAGCUACAUUUACAAAUGUGGAUGGAGUUAAACAAGCGGCAACAUCGGUAUUUGUACCUGUAUACUGUUUUAAUUAUGUAAUGGAUCAUGAUAAUAAAAAGGAAGCCAAAUUCUUAAGGUCAAUAUCAAAAUAUGCAGUUUCCAAUGAUUUACAUUCCACAGUAUAAAGUGACAAAUUAACAUUUGAUGUGGAUGGAACAUAUGUAUUUCAUUACAGAUAUGUUUGAGCGGGGCUUGCAACACAUUUCUACCAUAAAGUAUAUGAUUCUUCCAGAUGCAUUGGUAGGCGCUACACAGAAUUCACAGAAAACACAAACGAUAAAUAGAUAGAUGUUACAUUUUUUGGGAAUAUCUGGAACAUUUACUGGUCAUUCCAUAUCACUCGGUGUACAUAAUGGCACUCUCGAUGGUGGGCUUUAUGCUCAAUUAAUGAUGAAAAAACAUCUGACUGAUAUAAACAUAUUGCAUAUGAGCUUCAAAAAGAAGCGUGUUAUAAACUUCAAUCAUAUAGCUAAAUCACUAAAAAAAACAAUAAAUGAAACCACAUUAUUAUACAAAUACUCUGCUAAAAAGCUUCGGUCGGUAAAAAAAGCCCAUACGAGGUUCAAAAACCGAAAUCUGUCAUGCAAUUUGUCAUCGUCCUUUUUAUAGUAGGUGGUACUAUAGCUGGAAGGGUAUCAAAGAAUCCCUUCGUACUUGGCAUUUACCUGGUAAUGGUUUGAUAUUAAAAACAUAUUGAGAAAUGAAAGACUUUAAAAAGAAGAUCGAAUUAUGUCGACUUGCCUUUACUACCUAUGUAACGAUACUCAAUGACUUAAGGUCCUUUUUAAGAGGAGUGUCAUUUGAUAAACAGAGUUAUUUGGACCAAUUGAAAACUGUAGAUAACAUUGUCAUAAACAGGUGUUCACUGGUUGAUGCUUUUGAGCAACAGCACGAGAAGUAGUUUACUUGUGAUGAAUGAUUUAUUAAGCAUUAUGCUGUUGACAUUAUUAAUUAGUCUCAAUACAUUGUUCCAGUAGUUGUGAUAAUAUGAAAGGGUGUUCUUUGAUCUGAUUAUUUUCAUGCAAUCUAUAUUGAUUUGCAUAUCAUUUAAUAUCAAGAUAAAAUUGAUAUUAAUCAACCGCCAUCUCUCUAAAGACAGCUAUUUUACUAGUUAGUGAGACUAUCCAAAAUAACUUAACUGCACAAAUUGCACAACCUAUCUUAACUGGUUAAACUAGCUCAAAUGUUCAAACUAGCUUCAAUUGUUGAAGGGGACAAAAUGCCUAUUUAGCUUAAUAGGUUCAACUGCACAAACUUCUCUAUCUAGUUUAACUGAUUAUAAUGGUUAAAUAACCAAACUAACGAAAAACGUAAGAGUGCACAAAUUGCACUGUCUAUCUCAAAUUGUCGAUGUAGCUCAAAUGUUCAGGCUGGGUUAAUUGGUUCAACCCGACAAAGAUAGGAUCAACUUCACCAAUUUUACAAUGAACCUUAAUUGGCUAAUCUCGCUAAAUAGUCAGGGUAACCAAGACAGCUGAACAACUGAAAAAAUUGUACAGUCUUUCCUAAUUGGUUCACGUUGUUCGAAUUGCCAUACUAGGUUCAAUAAUUAGCCUAUAAAAAAAUGGAUAACUGGCUUAAAUGGUUGAAAUGCUUAGAUAGCGAAACCAAGGAGGAGAGCUAAAUUGCUUGAAAUAGUGCAAUGGUCGAACUACCUUCAAUAGUUGAAGUUUAUAUGGUUAAAGUGGAAAAAACCAGUGAGUAUCUUAAAUUGUUCAACCGGCUUAAUGUUAAUUGGGUGAUUACAGUUAAAUAGCACAGACUGCACAAUCUAUGUUAGUUGGUCGAAGUAGUUUACAUAGUUAAAUUAGCAUAAAUAAUAUCAAUAAAUAAUAAUAUCAUGCAUAAGCAUGAUAUGCACUUUGUCCAGUUCAACCGCUUCAGCUAGCAUCAAUUUGUCAUAUGAGACAGUUUGACUGUUCUAAACUACCUCGAUCAAUUAAGAGACGUCAUAAAAUUUGUGAGGUGACUCUGACUACUUAAUCAUAUGAACUAAUUAAUCUAGUUUGAUUAUGUUAACUAGCUAAAGCAAUUAAACUUGAUGGUGCAGUUUUUGCAAUAGCUUAAAUGGGUCAACUAGCUAAAUGUCAAUCGAGUGAUAAAAGUUAAGCUGAACAAAUUGCACAAUCUAUCUUAGUUAGUCAAACUAGAUGAAAUGGUUGAACUGAAAUAAAAUGGAUAACUAGCUUAAUUAGUUCAACUGCACAAUCUGGACAAUCUAUCUGAAAUGGUUCAAGUGGUUUUACAGCCAAAGUUGAACUGAGAAAAAUUGCACAAUCUAUCUGAGCUUGUUGGAGUACUCUAAAUGGUCAAAUCAACUACAAUGAUAAACGGCAAUCUAGCUAAAUGUCUUAAAGUAUUUAAAAUGGACAACUAUUUUAAUUGAUUCGACUAGUAAAAUGGUUAAACAAGGGAAGACAGUGAAACUACAGAUAUUGCAAAAUCUUUCUUAAUUUGAAUUGUAGAAGUAGUUGAAUGGUUCAAUUGCACAAAAUGCAUUGCUAGCUUAAAUGGUUCCAUUACACAAACUGCAUAAUCUAGCCUAAGUGUUUUAACUAUUUAAGAUAGGAGUAUAUUUUACUUGGGGCUUUUAAGGCAUAUUUACCAGAUAUCAGUGAUCUUGUGUUUCAAUUAUUGCGCGGUAAUUUUGCGCUGGCUUAUUCAUAUAAUACCUAACCUUUCCUAGAAUCCAACUUUCUUCCCUAGUUUGACUAUUUAACCAGUUGAACCAUUUAAGCUAGUAUGGCCACUUAAACAACUUUAUCAAUUACGGUAGAUUGUGAAAUUUGUGCAGUUUAAAUGUCUCAGCUACUUUGACUAUUAAACCUGGUUAAUCAAUUAAGCUUUAUUGUGCAGUUGGUGCAGUUGAUGGCAUUGUUUCCUGUUGAGCCAGUUUACCUAGUUUGACCAUUUGAACUACAUCGACCAUUUGAGAUAAAUAGUGGACUUUGCGCACUCUUACUGUUGUAGUUCAGUUUAACCAGCUUAACUAAAUUGAGAGGUUUGUGCAGAUGAAUUUAUGAAGCCAGUUAUGCAUUUUGUCCCGUUGAACAACAUAAGAUAGUUUGACACAAACUUAACAAUUCUAUCUCCGUUGGUUGCAGUAGUUCAAAUGAUCAAACUAUGCUUAAAAGGGUCAACUGGACAAAAUGCACAACUAGGUUAGAUAGUUCAAACGGUAAAAUAGUCAAACUAUCACAAACCUAAUGACUGUACAGUCUACAUCAUCUGUCAUUUGGUUAGACUAAUUCAGAUGGUCAAUCAAUCUGAAAUUGUUCGAAUGGGCAAAAUUCAAAACUAGUUGAAUGGUUAAACUCAACAAAAUGCAUAGGUAGCUUAAAUGACUCAACCGUCUAAAUAUAAAUCAAGUGAUAACAGUUAAACUAUACAAAUUGCACAAUCUAUAUUAUUGCUGGAAGUAGUUCACAUGGUCAAACAAUCUUAAAUGAUAUAACUGGAGAAAACGCAUAUGUAGCUUGAUAGGAACAACUGAACAAACUGCACCGACUGCACAUUCUGGCCUAAUUGGUCGAAGUAGUUCACAUGGUUAAACCAGCUUGAAUACUUCAACCGAACAAAGUGCAUAACUAGUGUAAUCCAUUUAACUGCGCAAUUUGAAAAUUUAGCUCUAAUAAUUCAACUGGUUUAACAGUCAAACUAAGGUCAACUGAGAAAAAAUUGUACAAUAUAUCUUAACUGGUUGAAGUUCUUUAAAUGGUCCAAUUAACUUCAAGGAAUAAGAGGCACAAACUGCAGAAUCUAGCUGAAUUGCCUGAAGUAGUUAAAAUGGCCAAAAUGUUUUAUUUGGUUCGACUAGUUAAAUAGUCAAACCAGCCAAGACAGUUAAACUGCACUGAGUGCAAAAUCUUAAAAAUGUUAAUUGGUUGAGAUAGUCCAAAUGGUAAAACUGCCUGAUAUGGCUCAACACAACAAAAUGCAUACCUAUCUGAAUCGGCUCAAGUGCACAAACAGCACAAUCUAGCUUCAAUGGUUCAACUGACAAGUACUUAAGGUGGUCAAACUUAGCUUAGGGUUGGGGUCUGAUCGGACAAAAAGGAUAACCAGCUUAAUUACGCUCUCCUUAGUUGCAUCGCUUUAAAGAGGUGUUUUUGCUUGCUUGCAGCUAGGCACGCUGAUUUUCGCUUUAUCUCACUUGAUACAACAUUUCGGUGACUUUUUUCGGCCAAAUUACGCUUUUCUCAGCUUUUCGCACUUAAAACAUGUCGGUUUGUUUGCAGCUAAAUUGGGCUGUUCUGGGCUUGAUCUCACGAAAAGCAACGUUUUCCUUUUUUUUUUCCUAAACUACGCCGUUUUUGGCUAUAUGACACCGAAAAGAUUUUUCUGUUUGUUUGUCUCUAAAUUUACACUGUUUUUAGUUUUAACUCACUGAAGACUAAGUUUAAAGCUUCUAUCCAGCCACAUGCAGCCAAAUUACGUCACUUAGAUUUAUCUCACCGGAAACGCUUUCCCGCUCGUUUGCCGCUGAAUUGAGCAGCUUUAAGCUUUAUCACAGCCAAAAGACGUUUCCUGCCUGUUUUCAGCUAAUCACCCCUAAUAAAUCUGCAGAUCAUACCAGAUCAUUGGUUCAUAUACACAAGUACCAUGAGGUAACACUCUGUUACAUGAUGAUGGAUUUAGGGAUCAAUGGAGCCAUCUGGUCACGGCACACAAAAUCGAGUACAAUGAGGACGUUAAAAAGAACGAGCGCAUUUAUUCGAUUUCAACGUACAAUGAGCUCGAUGCCAACGAUCUUUCGUAACAUCGUGUCCGUUGUCUAACAACGUGCUCGAUUUCAGCUUUUCCAAAAUUGUUGAUUAGAUCGUUUACGAUGCGAGCCAAGCGUUGACGAUGUACUCGUCGACACCCAAAUCGUCGACCGAUGAUGUCUACAUUGAAUCGUAUCAAAGGAGCAAAAGUACAGAACGUGGUUCUACGAAAUUUCAGUCAACAUUUCACUUGAUUUUCUUAUCGUAAUAUCUUUGAUAACACAGAGGAAAGUAGAAAAUAGAGCAAUAAAGCGUGGGAAAGGAAGAAUGCAGCCAACAGUAUUUGAUGAUGGGUGUUCCGAGCGAUUAUUUGGGAAAUAAAAGAGAGGCACAAAGAAUGAUUCUUCAAAGACCUGCAGUUUAUUAUACAUUCAUGGGCGCUUCCUUAGGUAAAAUCACAUGAGCACGUUUCCUUGAUAAGAUUUUCCCUCACAGGUUUUUCUAGAUGUUGAACAUGUAUACGGAAAAAGUAAAAAAAAAAGUAAUUGCAUUUUUCCAAAAACUAACAUGCUUGAUUUUACCGAGGAAAGAAUUAUUGCAUCACCUUAACUAUCAACAAAAUCAGUACAUUCUAUUCCCUCCUUUACGAUUCUCGUUGCGAUAUAUUAGCUUUAACACAUGAUACUUCAAAAGUGGUUUAAUUUGUUUUCCAGCCUCAGGAGAACUUGUUUGUCCUGUCCUGCAAUAUCCCUAAAUAUUGUGCUUGGCGGGACUAAAAUUGAAACAUUCUCUCUGCUAAACAUCCGGAUCACAACGCCGGCGUCUCUUUCUUAGGUAGUGAGUAUGCUCUGGUUGGAAAAAUAAAGACAAAACAUUAUAUACUCUCAGGAUUGGAUACGGCCAAAAACUAACGAGACAUUGCAAGGUCAGUGCGUUUUAUUGAGAACAGCAUGCAACAAUCAUAAUAAAAAAAACAUCCAUGGGGCUCGUAUCUUAAUAAUCGCAACUUGUCACGGUUAAAAGCUCCAGUAAGUCUCGGCAAUCAUUACGAUCGCAAUAGACUCAUGGAUUCCUACAACAAAUCUUCGUCACAACUUCUGCAAGAUGCAGGGCUGUACCCAAUUACUAAGUAGAAGGUGGUAGAGAUCACUACUAUUUGUUGGCUCACCCCAACGCAUCUUGAAUUGUCUACCGUCAAAACAAUGAUUUUUCCGGAGGGUUUGACCAACUUCACGGAGAUAUGGUGUUCUUCUCUCUAAAAGAAACUAUUGUUCAGUGAGCAUCAGAUUGUUACAAGUAGGUCGCUUAAUUAAUUUUCUUGACAAAUUUUUAAACUUCGCAAAUGCUGGAAACUUGAAGCAGCCACCUCAAUUUGACUUUGGUACGAAUACUCCAAUUUAACCUUCGUCUGGUCCUGUUUUAUCCAAAACUUCGUUGGGUGUAAUAUCACGAAUUUAAAAAAAGAAACGGAAAAAAGAAGAAACUUUUGCCAUUCAUAACUCGUCUUAAGCUUAAAUCUUACCCAGAUACAGCAGUUUACGCUUACAUGCAAAAUACGUUAUACUCUGACAAUAAAUUAGUCUUAAUUAAGUACCUGCGGAAAAGAACGAUUGCAUUCGGAAAAAGCGCAUCCAUCUGCUUCUACUUCUGCCACUGCUGCCACAGCAUGCCCUACCCAAUGCUGUAACUGUCAAAUACCAUGAUGAGAGAACAACCUGCAUAUUUAGGAUUAUGUAAGAAACAACUUCCAUUUACUUUACUGCAUAGAAAAAGCUUGAAUUGUUGUUUUCCUUUGUUAACAAAUUACAUAGAAGAAAGUAUAGAAUAUAUGAAGUUUACUGUAGGUAUACCUUUGUGAGAGAUAGCCUUUAAAUGGUGGAGGUUCAUUGUGGUGUGUCUGAUUACCUCCUCUGCUUUCGAUUUAUCACCUAGAGAUAAGACAAUUAGACUUUUAAAGUAUCAAGGCUGGUCACUUUCCUCUAACGAAACAUGGAGGCAUGCACCAACAGCAUCAUUUACCUGACAACCACGCAGCAAUGACUUGGCGUUUGGUAACACCUACUUGUUGCAGAGUGAAGACAUAAGCACCACUCAGGGGACCUGGAUCUUCACCAACACGUUCUUAUGUGACACACAAGGUGAUAUGUUAAGUGCCACAAGGACCAAAUAGCUGCCAACAUAUUUGUUAGUUGUGUAUCCUCGUUAAGUGUCCUUUGGAAUAAAAGGAAUAUCCUUCAAUCCAUAAUGAGAAACAAUACGAGACUAGAAGUGUACAUAUUAAUAUUUGGAAAAUUACUAAACAGUCAAGGGCCCAGCGCUCACUAAAAUUUGCGUUUUGAGCAGGAAAAAAAAAGAAACAUCUACAUCAUUCAUCUUUGAAUAGAAAUUUUCACAAGAGGUGGAGUAUUUUUCUGUUAAUUAAAGCUAAAAAUAACUACGUUUACUCCUGUACUUCUGGCAUGUUCUGUUUAGGGCACUUUUAAUAACAAUUUUUUACUUUGUUUGAUACUGUUUAGCCUACCUGAUGACAUUGACACUCUCAUCAAACAAGACCACCACAAUUGGUGUCAGGUCUUGGUGGCUCUAUACAACAGCCUAAAAAAAUCAAAGAAAGAUGGUUAAAAGGAGGGCUGCAAGGUAAAUACAUCCAUGCACAAAUUAACACUUUCAUAAAUUUCAAAUGUAAAUGGACAUAGGGUCCACAUUAAUCAUCUCUCAAGGAGGAGGUACAGCAGUUGGACCUGCUGUAAGGGUCCUUCAAUAUCUGACAACAAUUUUUCCACCUGUCAAUCAGGGACCUUUACAGAUGAGAACAACCUCUAAUUAUGAUCUGCUUGUCUCCACUGCCUAACCAUUUCAUAGAGGGGUAAACUAGUGUAUGAAAUCCGGACUGAACACCCAUUCUAGUGUUUCAUUUAAUUGUUGCUGGCUGGACAACUUGGUAUAAAUUAGCUUCUACCUUUCAUAGAAUGCCAAAAAGUGCUGAAUAAGAGAUCAAAUUACAUCAAAUGACAUUUGUUUUAAGAAAGCUUAUAAUACUAAAAAAAAAAUUUUAAAUGCCCUCACCAAAGACUCCAGCACCCUCUAUGGCUUUUUGGCGACUCGCUUCUCCUCCUAUCAAGAUUGAAAAACAGAUAUCAACCAAGGCAAUAAUUGUAAUCACCUACAUCUUGUAAUAAUCCAGGAUCAAAUCAUAUAAGUUGCAAAAACAUUGCCAUAAAAAACUAAUUUAAAUAACCAUAUAGGAAUGUAUAACAAGCAUUCUUACAACAGCUUGUAGCACUCACGGUUCACAAGUGAACAGUAUUAAUGUGUAUUUGCUACUAUUUUGAGGGUUUCAUGCAUUUUCAGCUUGUGGCCUUUCUCGCUUUCUGAAUAUAACUUUUAAAAUUUAGUGAUAAAUCUUUGCUGAUUGGUCUGAAUACAGAUUUUCUGGGGGAGACCAAUUAAAAUAGGAAGUUGCUCAGAUUCUACCUUGCCAAACAGACCCUUCAAUUUUGUUAUUGAAAGUUCCAAAACUCAAAGGGACUCAAAUAAGGGAAAAUACUGUAUAUUGUGUCAAUAGAGGGAAAUAUUUUCCAUCAGGUAAAUUUGUAUCCAUACCAGACUGGAUGUUCUCACUUAUUUGUUUUAUAUCUUAUUUAUUUUAUAUCUGUAAAGGUAUAAUUAUAAGUAAACAGAUUUCUAACUUCAGAUGCAUAAUUGAUUCUUAGUAAAUUCAAACCUUCUAAACCCACAGCCCUGGUAGAAGAAGCUAAAGAAGAAAAACAGCAUUCAUCGUCAAAAGAUUCAGGUGUGCUGAAACGACAAAAGCCUUUACUACUAAGACAAAAGAAAUAUCAAAUAAAGAAAACUAAGCUGAACAAUGAAGCAUACACCUGCCCCCCCAAAAAGCAGGGAACUAUUUUUCAGUUCAACUCAAGGAUGUACAUUUUAAAAAAAUCAGGUUCUUGCAAAAAACAAUUCACUCUUCAAUAAAGUUUAUCUUUAUUUCAAGUGAAAUGGUCAAAACAAUAAAAUUCAACUACAAUGAAUGCUGCUUUAAGUGAUACUUUCACAAUUUUGGGUUUAUGACAAGACAUAUCUGUGUUGCCAAUAUAUUUGUUCAUACCAUAGUUUCCUUUCAAUACAUCUAUGAUAAAUGUCUGGGCUGCAGCAGAACAAAAAAGCAGUCAGUUGUCAAUUGCUCGGUUACUAGAGACAUACAUCUCAUGCAAAUUAUUCAGUACUGUUUGGAAUCAGCAGGAACACACUACAAUACAAAGCAAUUAUUUGUGGUAUGGAAUCUUUAACUAAUUGCAAGAAAUGUAUACCUUUUGAGGAAAUUUAUUACUUGUAAGGAAACAGAGGACAAGGUACACUUAUAAGUAUUCCUGUAACUAUUCACGCAAGGACAAAACGAUUAAAGUAAUGCAUCAGUCUGAUUGUUAAAACUGUAAUAUGAUUGUGAAGCCAUCAAUCAUAACAGAAAUGCCUAGAAUGCAAGUGUAAAGCCGUACCUUCCAUGUAAGCACCUAUGUACUUAUUAAUAAAUGCUACACAAUGCACAGUGUAAAAAAAAAGGACAUUUGCCCACUUUUCAUACCAGGCAGUUGGUUAUGAGAUCUAACAGACACUAUUUGCAGAUCUUGGGAAUUGCUUUUAUGGCUGAGACCCACACCCUGUCCUGUAGACAUCAAUAUAGACAACAGCGUAAUGCAUUUAAUAAUCAUAAUACCAAUAAUGAUAAAAAUACAAAUUUUAUAAUUCUUUAAACAGAUGGCCCAUUUGACAAAAUGGUUUUCAACAGAGGGCCAUAA